Hemicordylus capensis (graceful crag lizard) is the source of this 3473-nucleotide messenger RNA. It is a transcript of the gene SCNN1B, whose product is annotated as sodium channel epithelial 1 subunit beta. Gene Ontology annotation, cellular component: membrane. The record is from RefSeq and is a predicted model, not a curated record. The transcript is spliced from 14 exons. NCBI's taxonomy places the organism in Eukaryota, Metazoa, Chordata, Lepidosauria, Squamata, Cordylidae. Bases 1 to 2121 code for a protein of 706 amino acids. Gene Ontology annotation, molecular function: ligand-gated sodium channel activity. Gene Ontology annotation, biological process: sodium ion transmembrane transport.
AUGGAGCCCCCAGCUGCUGCUGGAGAGGGAGGCAGCCCACCAGGCUGUAUAAUGACCGUGAAGACGUUCUUCGUGAGGGCUCUCCACCGCCUCCAGAAGGGCCCUGGGUACACCUACCAGGAGCUACUGGUCUGGUACUGUGACAACACCAACACCCAUGGGCCGAAGCGCAUCAUCCGCGAGGGCCCCAAGAAGAAGCUUGUCUGGUUCUUCUUGACGCUGCUCUUUGCCGCCUUGGUCUUCUGGAACUGGGGCAUGCUCAUCCAAAAGUACCUGUCCUACAAGGUCACGGCCUCCCUGGCCAUUGGCUUCAAGAACAUGACGUUUCCUGCCGUCACCAUCUGCAGUGCCAGCCCAUACAGGUACGCGGCGGUCAAGCCCUACCUGCAGGACUUGGACGACCUCAUCGAGGCGGCCCUCAACCGGAUCCUGCAGCCCGGCCCCGAGGACAACGGGACGGCGUCUCCUCCUCCUCCGGCCAGCGCCACGGCCGGGCUGAACAUGCGCCUGUGGGACCAGAUCCCGCUGGUGGUGAUCGACGAGAGCGAGGCCUCGCGCCCGCUGGUCCUCGACCUCCUGGGGAACAGCUCGCUCGGCUCCGCGGGGCCCAACAGCUACUCCUCUUUUGCUGACCCGGAAGGAAGGAAGUACAAGCUGGCUGUGAAGCUGUGCAGCAACAACGGCACCCGAUGCACCUACCGGAACUUCACCAGCGCGGUCCAGGCGGUGACGGAGUGGUACAUCCUGCAGUCCACCAGCAUCCUGUCCCAAGUGCCGCUGAGCAAAAGGAUCGAGAUGGGCUACAAGGCAGAGGACAUGAUCCUGGCCUGCCUGUAUGGAGCAGAGCCUUGCAAGUACAGCAACUUCACUCACCUCUACCACCCAGACCAUGGCAACUGCUACAUCUUCAACUGGGGCAUGGACGAGGAACCGCCGCUCAUCUCCUCCAAUCCGGGGGCAGAGUUUGGCCUGAAGCUCAUCCUGGACAUCAGCCAGAAGGAGUACCUGCCCUUCCUCACCUUCACCGCCGGGGCCCGGCUAAUGCUGCACGAGCAGAAGAGCUUCCCCUUCCUGAAGGACCAGGGCAUCUACGCCAUGUCGGGCACCGAGACCUCCAUUGGCGUCAUGGUGGAUGAGCUGGAGAGGCAGGGCGCUCCCUACAGCGCCUGCACCAUGAACGGGACCGACGUCUCCAUCCAGAACCUGUACCAAGACUACCUCACUUCCCAGGCUGCUGAGGGCGGAAGAGGCCUGGCUGAGCCCUGCCCCAACUGCUCCACAGGCGCCCAGUACAGGACGACCUAUUCCAUGCAGGCCUGCCUCCGCUCCUGCUUCCAGGCCCAGAUGGUGAAGAACUGCCAGUGUGGCCAUUUCUUCUACCCGCUGCCCAAAGGGGCCCGCUUCUGCAACAACGAGGACUACCCGGACUGGGCAUACUGCUACUCCACUCUGCGCACGAGUCUGGAGCACCGGCAGAGCUGCAUCCAGUCCUGCAAGGAGACGUGCAACAACACCCAGUACAAGAUGACCAUCUCCAUGGCCGACUGGCCUUCCGAAGCCGCCGAGGACUGGAUUUUCCAUAUUUUGUCCUACGAAAGGGAUCAGUCAACCAAUGUGACUCUGGACAGAAAAGGGACCAUCAAGCUGAAUAUCUAUUUCCAAGAGUACAACUAUCGGACCAUCUCGGAGUCGGCCAGUACGACGAUCGUCUGGCUUCUCUCGAGUCUGGGAGGCCAGUUCAGCCUGUGGAUGGGGGGCUCCGUGCUGUGCCUCAUCGAAUUUGGAGAGAUCGUCAUUGACUUUCUGUGGAUUACCAUCCUGAACUUGAUUAGCUGGGGCAAGGGGCUGAAGCAGAGGCGCCCCCAGGCCCCGAAGCCCGCCGCACUUCCCACCGUGGCAGAGAGGGUGGAGGCCCACACGAACCUGGGCUUCGAAGCGGAGGAGGCAGGUGGCGGCGGCGGCAGCGAUCCUGGGGCCAAAGGUUUUGCCGACGGGGAUGCCGUCUCGGAGCCGGGCACUCCACCGCCCAAGUACGACUCCCUCCGCGUGUGCCCCGUGGCCACGGUGGAGCUGGGCAGUGAGGACGGGGAGGCUUCCCUCCCCGACCUGGACACGCUUUGAGGCCUGGCAGGGCACAUGGCCCAAGGGCAGCAGGAGCCCAAGCCCUCCCCCCCCUCCUCUUCUGUCCACGCCGGGGUAGUGCAGUCUACCUGUCCAGGUCCCCUCCGCUCUUCUCCUCUCCGGCAUCCCAGGGGACAGAGUGAGGUCAGCAUUCCUCAAAGGAGGGCCCGUCCGCUUUUGGGCUCGUGAGCGCACCCGCGCUCCUGCCUCCCCUCCCACUGGUCAGGGCCGGAGGCAGCAGCUUGGGCCUCCUGCAGGCCCCCCCCCCCGGUUGCGUUUAGGGUCAGGGGUGCUCUGUGUUGGCCCUGCUGUGCCCCGCAGGCGGGAGGAGGCCUGGACUUGGGGCCACGUUUGCAGGGCCCACCUCUGGGUGCAGCACCUUGGGAGGAAGCGUUUGUCCAGUGUCAGGGCAGUGACUACCCGGGGCGGGGGGGGGGGCUGCCCGCCCUUGCUUCAGCCCUGCCCAGCAGCAAUGCAGCCAAGUGGUUGCAACAGCUGCCCCUGCCUGCCCGUGACAGCGCUCUGCUUCCUGGAGCUGGCCUAUCUCCCAUCUCUGGCUCCUUCCGCUGGUACAUUUGUUAAUGUGUGUUAGAAAAUGAACCACUUUACACUCCAAUAAAAAGAGCAGCUGCUCUGUCCCGGCCUUGCCUAGGACAAGCCCAGUUUGUGGCACGGGGGGGGGGGCAGGCUGACUCCUUGCCACAGGCGACUAAGUGGCCGGAGGGAGGGAGGCCAGGAGCAGCCCGGUCCCCUUGGCCUCCGCAGCGCCACCCAUCCUGCCCGGUCACUUGGGGGCUGGAAAUAAACAGGCUCAUCUUCACGUGCCCUUGUACAAGUCUAUGGGGCAGCCACAGCGGGAGUCUUGAGCACAGUUGCUAAGCGGGAGAAGGUGCAGAAGAGGGCCUGGAGCACCGUCCCGAUGAGGCCAGGCGGCAGCAUUUGGGGCGCUUGACUUUGGCAAGGAGGCCACUGAGGGGAGACAUGACGGAGGGGCAUCAAGUGAGGCAUGGAGUGGCGGACAGAGAGACACUCACCCCCACCCCAUGAAACCGAAGGCUGGCAAACUGAGGACCACCAAGAGGAAGGCCUUUUUUGCACAGCGCAUCAUUAAGCCAGGGAAGGCUCUGCCCUGGGCUGUGGCGAUGGCCACCAGCUCGGAUGGCUUUACACCGGGCUUGGACAAUCUCGUGGAGGGCAGGGCUAUCGGUGGCUACUAGCUUGAGGGCUGCAGGCUACCUGUAAACAGCAGUUGCUGGGGAGCUGAGAGGGGGCCUGCCUGCCUUCAUCUCCUGCUCGUGGGCUCCCCAGAGGCAUCUGGCGGGCCACUGUGGGAAACCGGAUGCUGGACUCGA